Knipowitschia caucasica is the source of this 792-nucleotide messenger RNA. Lineage: Eukaryota; Metazoa; Chordata; Actinopteri; Gobiiformes; Gobiidae. The record is from the annotation of a GenBank genome assembly.
AUGUCCACUCCCCCGAAAAGAUCGCGCUCUGAAGAUUUGGACAAUUCCCUGGAAAAGAGGAUUAAACGCAUUUCGAUUGAAGGAAAUAUCGCGGCGGGGAAAUCUACGUUUGUGCGCCUUCUGGAGGAGGAGAGCUCGGACUGGGAGGUGGUUCCGGAGCCGAUCGCCAGAUGGUGCAAUGUUCAAACUAAUGGCAGUGACUUUGAGGAUUUGAGCAGCUCUCAGAGGAGCGGAGGUAACGUACUGCGGCUCAUGUACGAGAAGCCGGAGCGGUGGGCGUACACGUUCCAGAGCUACGCCUGCAUCAGCCGAGUGCGUGCUCAGAUGCGAUCGGCUCACGGGAAACUGCAAGAUGCGGAGAAUCCAGUCCAGUUCUUUGAACGCUCUAUUUACAGUGACAGAUACAUAUUUGCCUCCAACCUUUACGAGAGCGAGUGCAUGAAUGACACAGAAUGGUCCAUCUACCAGGACUGGCACAGCUGGCUUCAUACUCAGUUCGGGAAACACAUAGAGUUGGAUGGGAUCGUGUAUCUCAGAGCUGCUCCAAAGAAAUGCAUGGAACGAUUACACUUGAGGGGCAGAGAGGAGGAGCAAGAAAUACCACUGGAGUAUUUGGAGAAACUUCACUUUAAACAUGAGAGCUGGCUGCAGCACAAGAACAUGAGUAUGGAGUUUGAGUAUUUGAAAGAUGUGCCGGUCCUGACGAUGGAUGUGAACGAUGAUUUCAAGGGUAAUGUCAACAAAGGAGCAGACAUGAUUGAGAAGGUGAAAGAGUUCUUGACCACACUAUAG